Ananas comosus (pineapple) is the source of this 5610-nucleotide messenger RNA. RefSeq lists its product as uncharacterized. The coding region runs from base 252 to 5471 and encodes 1739 amino acids. The record is from RefSeq and is a predicted model, not a curated record. The transcript is spliced from 2 exons. Gene Ontology annotation, biological process: protein phosphorylation. Gene Ontology annotation, molecular function: protein kinase activity; ATP binding. Lineage: Eukaryota; Viridiplantae; Streptophyta; Magnoliopsida; Poales; Bromeliaceae.
AUAAUACAAUGUUGGCCUUGAUAGCAAAUAAAGUGUAAUUAAGCAUACUAAACUGAUCUAAAUCUUAAACUUAAAAACGUAUGGUGCCCAUAAGUGUGUCAAUCAUAUUCUUGUCUAUUAGACCAUUCCUCGUUUGGAUUCUUUGACCAUCAUCAUAUGAGGGGAUAUGCGGACUUCCCCAAGGUCCAAGCAGCUGGGAAACAAAGAAUGAGAAAUAUUAUACGGUGAGCUUCAUUAGAGGGACACGAUCAAUGGCGCCUAUGCGAGUUCCCCAUGGCGUCCUCCUCCUCCUCCUCUCGGCCUUGUUCUUUCCCCAGCUGUGUACCCUCCGCGCCGAGAAGCCGCCCUUCUGGUACAGGACCACCAAUCUCUCCACCACCUGGGUCAACAACGAUUCCCUUCCCCAUGACUACACCGUAAUGUACGUGAGCUUGGACUCCACUAUUGGAAUACGCACCAUCCUUCUCCGCGCCAACCCAGCCGGAUUCGGCCCCUCCUUCGCCUGCGGCUUCUUCUGCACCGCCGCUUGCGACGCCUUCCUCUUCUCCGUAUUCAUCGGCUACAGCGCCGCCCACGGCUAUGGCUACGUCCCCGUUCCAUCGCCGCGGGUCGUCUGGACCGCCAACCGCGACCGCCCCGUCCGCGAGAACGCCACGCUCCAGCUCACCGAAACCGGCGACUUGAUUCUCCGGGAUGCUGACGGCACUCUAGUGUGGUCCGCAAACACGUCGAACAAAAACGUGGCAGGUCUAAGCCUCACAGCGGCGGGAAACUUGGUGCUCUCCGAUCGCGCCAACGCCUCCGUCUGGCAGUCCUUCGACCACCCCACCGACACGCUCGUCAUCGGCCAGUCGCUGGCCGAGGGCAUGCGUCUCACCGCGAACCUCUCCGCCGCGAAUGACACCCAAGGCCGCCUCUACCUCACCGUCUCCUCUGAUGGCCUCCGUGCCUAUGCCGACUCCCAUCCCCCGCAGCUCUACUAUGCAAAUCUAAUCUGGAGACCUAAGCCAGGAGACAAGAACUCAACCUACGUAACCUUCCAGAAUGGCAGCCUUGCAAUCUUCACUUCAUUAACGGAUCUCAGCAAGGUGAUCUCCAUACCUGCGCCCAGUGCUGCAGAGUCUAUUCAGUUUAUGAGGUUGGAGUCCGACGGGCACUUACGGCUUUACGAAUGGAACUAUGAUGAGGCGGUGAUUGUAGAUGAUGUGAUGGGUAAGGAGAAAUGCGAGUACCCUACUGUAUGCGGUGAUUACGGCGUUUGCUCGGAUGCCGGCCAGUGCAUCUGCCCUUUCACAGCCUACUUUGAGCUAGCCGACAAUUGGCUACCUGAUCUCGGUUGUGCGCCGUCGACUCCUCUGACUUGCCAAUCAAUGCAGGAUCAUGAGCUAUUACCUCUUAACAAUAUUACUUACUUCAAUUACAUCGACGCGCCGACGUUGCAGGGUGUCAGUGAAGAGAGUUGCAAGCAGGCCUGUUUGAAGAACUGUUCUUGCAAGGCUGCUCUGUUUAGGUACGGUAAUAAUUCUUAUUACGGCUCCUGCUACUUGCCCUCAGAACUCUUUUCAUUGCAGACACACGAAUUUGUACAGUAUUACAACUCUUCUGCAUAUAUUAAAGUUCAAAACGUCCCGAAAUCCCCAGGUUCUUCUCCAGCGGAAAGGGCUGCCGUUCCCAGGACAAGUUCCAGAAAAAGAACUCUAUUAGGGAGUGCGCUAGGAGUUGGAUUUUGUUUAAUGUUUCUCGCCAUUUUUCUUGUGCGCCUUGUACGAAAAUGUAAGAAAGAGGAAGAGGAGGAACCAAUUUUCUAUCAAGUACCAGGAAUGCUGAGAAUAUUUUCGUUCAAGGAGCUGAAAGAAGCAACUGGCAACUUCUCCGAGAAGCUCGGAGAGGGAGGAUUCGGAUCCGUUUUCGAGGGCAAAAUAAACGACGUAAAGGUUGCCAUCAAACGCUUGGAUGGUAUAGGUCAAGGUAAGAAAGAGUUCUUCGCCGAGGUCGAGACUAUCGGCAGCAUUCACCACAUCAAUCUCGUUAAAAUGAUCGGAUUCUGCGCAGAGAAGACGCACAGGCUUUUGGUUUACGAGCACAUGUGUCAUGGAUCGCUCGACAAAUGGAUCUUCUACAAAGACCAAGUCAGCCCCCUUGAUUGGCAAACUCGACGAAGAAUUAUCCUGGACAUAGCAAGAGGCCUAUCGUAUCUCCACGAAGAUUGCAGGCAAAAAAUUGCUCAUCUCGACAUCAAGCCGCAAAACAUCCUCCUAGAUGAGAAAUUCAAUGCAAAGGUUUCCGAUUUUGGAUUAGCGAAGCUAAUAGAUAGAGAUCAGAGUGAAGUAGUUACUCGAAUGAGAGGCACGCCGGGGUACUUAGCGCCGGAAUGGUUGACUUCAAUAAUCACCGAGAAGGUCGAUAUCUACAGCUUCGGUAUUGUCGUAACGGAGAUUAUCUGUGGGAGGAAGAACUUAGAUCAUUCCCAACCCGAAGAGAGUAUUCAUUUGAUUACCUUAUUGCAAGAAAAGGCGAAAACAAAUCGGUUGCUCGAUUUAGUUGAUAGUCACAUGAAUGAUUUACAAUUGCACAAGGCAGAAAUAAUUGAAAUGAUGGAGCUCGCAAUGUGGUGCCUGCAGUGUGAUAGCAACAGAAGGCCUUCAAUGUCUACAGUGGUGAAGGUUUUGGAAGGUGCGAUGGGCGUGGAAACGAACCUUGAGUAUAAUUUUGUAGCUACUGGUACUCCAAUACCUAGCAAAGAUGAUUGUGCGGGUUCUUCAUUUGUUCCUCGUGCGUCUCUUUUGUCAGGGCCUAGUAAAGAAGGAAAAAUAUUAUGCGGGGAGCGUCCUUACUCCUUAGAAGGGACACGAUCGAUGGCGCCCAUGCGACUUCCCCAUGGCGUCCUCCUCCUCCUCCUCCUCCUCCUCUCCGCCUUGUUCUUUCCCCAGCUGUGUACCCUCCGCGCCGAGAAGCCGCCCUUCUGGUACAGGACAACCAAUCUCUCCACCACCUGGGUCAACGACGAUUCCCUUCCCCAUGCCGACACCGUAAGUAAUAUGGGCGCGGACUCCAAUAUCGGAGUUCGCGCCAUACUUCUCCGCGCCAACCCGGCCGGAUUCGGCCCCUCCUUCGCCUGCGGCUUCUUCUGCACCGCCGAUUGCGACGCCUUCCUGUUCUCCGUAUUCAUCGUCUACAGCGACGGCGGCGGCGGCGGCAACAUCACCAACCCCGCCCCCGGCCCCCCGCACGUCGUCUGGGCCGCCAACCGCGGCCGCCCCGUCGGCCAGAACGCCACGCUCCAGCUCGCCGAAACCGGCGGCGGCUUGAUUCUCCGCGACGCCGACGGCACUCUAGUGUGGUCCGCAAACACGUCGAGCAAGAACGUGGCAGGUCUAAGCCUGACGGAAGCGGGAAACUUGGUGCUCUCCGAUCGCGCCAACGCCUCCGUCUGGCAGUCCUUCGACCACCCCACCGACACGCUCGUCAUCGGCCAGUCGCUGGCCGAGGGCAUGCGUCUCACCGCGAACCUCUCCGCCGCGAAUGACACCCCAAGCGAAUCACUGUACCUCGCCGUCUUCCCCGACGGUCUCCGCGCCUACAUCGACUCCGAUCCCCCGCAGCUCUACUAUUCAAAGGUGAUAACCCCCAGAAGCAGUAACGCAACAAGUAAGAAGUCAGCCUACGUGACCUUCCUGAAUGGCAGCCUUGCAAUCUCCACUUCAUUCACGGACCCCGACGAGGAGAUCCCCCUGCCCGCGGCCAGUACUGCAGCGUCUUUGCAGUUUAUGAGGUUGGAGCCUGACGGGCACUUAUGGCUUUACGAGUGGACCGGUAAAUACGCGAAGAUUGUAGAUGAUGUGAUGGAUAUGGACAGCUGCGAGUAUCCUACCGUAUGCGGCGACUAUGGCAUUUGCUCGAACAGCGGCCUGUGCAGCUGCCCUUCGGCAACCUACUUUCAGCCGGUUAACAAUCAGCUACCAGAUCUCGGGUGUGCCCAGUUGACACCUCUAUCUUGCCAAUCAACGCAAGAUCAUCAACUAUUACCUCUUAACAAUAUUACUUACUUCAAUUACAUCGACGCGCCGACGUUGCAGGGUGUCAGUGAAGAGAGUUGCAAGCAGGCCUGUUUGAAGAACUGUUCUUGCAAAGCUGCUCUGUUUAAGUAUGGCGGUAAUUCUUACAAUGGCUCCUGCUACUUGCCGUCGCACCUCUUUUCAUUGCAGACGAAUGAAAUUGUAAAGCCUUAUUAUAAUUCUUCUUCGUAUAUUAAGGUGCAGAACAUUCCAAAAUCCCCAACUUCUGCUUCACCCAAAAGCCCAGCCGAAAGCCCACCUGAAAGCCCAGCCGUUCCCAAGAAGAGUUCCAAAAGGAGAGCUCUGGUAGGGACUGCACUAGGAGUUGGAUUUUCUAUAAUGGUCCUCGCCAUUCUUAUUGUGAUUGCAGUACGUAAAUGUAUGGAAAGGGAAGAGGAGGAAGAGGAGGAACCAAUUUUCCAUCAAGUGCCAGGAAUGCCGAGAAUAUUUUCGUUCAAGGAGCUGAAAGAAGCAACUGACAACUUCUCCGAGAAGCUCGGAGAGGGAGGAUUCGGAUCCGUUUUCGAGGGCAAAAUAAACGACGUAAAGGUUGCCAUCAAACGCUUGGAUGGUAUAGGUCAAGGUAAGAAAGAGUUCUUCGCCGAGGUCGAGACUAUCGGCAGCAUUCACCACAUCAAUCUCGUUAAAAUGGUCGGAUUCUGCGCAGAGAAGACUCACAGGCUUUUGGUUUACGAGCACAUGUGUCACGGAUCACUCGACAAAUGGAUCUUCUACAAAGACCAAGCCACGCCCCUUGAUUGGCAAACUCGACGAAAAAUUAUCCUGGACAUAGCAAGAGGUCUAUCGUAUCUCCACGAAGAUUGCAGGCAAAAAAUUGCUCAUCUCGACAUCAAGCCGCAAAACAUCCUCCUAGAUGAGAAAUUCAAUGCAAAGGUUUCCGAUUUUGGAUUAGCGAAGCUAAUAGAUAGAGAUCAGAGUGAAGUAGUUACUCGAAUGAGAGGCACGCCGGGGUACUUAGCGCCGGAAUGGUUGACUUCAAUAAUCACCGAGAAGGUCGAUAUCUACAGCUUCGGUAUUGUCGUAACGGAGAUUAUCUGUGGGAGGAAGAACUUAGAUCAUUCCCAACCCGAAGAGAGUAUUCAUUUGAUUACCUUAUUGCAAGAAAAGGCGAAAACAAAUCGGUUGCUCGAUUUAGUUGAUAGUCACAUGAAUGAUUUACAAUUGCAGAAGGCAGAAAUAAUUGAAAUGAUGGAGCUUGCAAUGUGGUGCCUGCAGUGUGAUAGCAACAAAAGGCCUUCAAUGUCUACAGUGGUGAAGGUUUUGGAAGGUGCGAUGGGCGUGGAAACGAACCUGGAGUAUAAUUUUGUAGCUACUGGUACUCCAAUACCUAGCAGAGAUGGUUGUGCGGGUUCUUCAUUUGUUCCUCGUGCAUCUCUUUUAUCAGGGCCUAGGUAAAAGUAUAAUUUCUGUAUAACCUGUAAUUCUACUUGCUGGGUAGCUAUAUUUGUAAUCAGAAAAUUAAUUUUCUACAUUAUAUGUUAUGUCUUCCAAAAGCAGCUAUUAUGUACGUAACCUCUCAUGCAUAAUGUUACAU